Messenger RNA from Lasiosphaeria miniovina, 690 nucleotides. RefSeq lists its product as uncharacterized. The record is from RefSeq and is a predicted model, not a curated record. Bases 1 to 690 code for a protein of 229 amino acids. Lineage: Eukaryota; Fungi; Ascomycota; Sordariomycetes; Sordariales; Lasiosphaeriaceae. The transcript has a single exon.
AUGGCCUUGGCGGGACUGGCCCUGGGCGCGACAGCACCUGAGGGCAGUGCCUGGGACGAGCAGACGCUAGGAGUGAGGCUGCCUCGCGGGGUGGCGUCAUUUGGGGUGCCGCCGAGCGCGAGGGGAGGAGCCCCGCCUCCGAAACUGCACCUGAAUCUCGACAACCCGCGAAACGCGGCCCUUGUCCACGCGCUGCGGCAGCCUGGCGCUGUUCCGCCUGACUACAACAGCCUGACAGUGCCCUAUCUCUUGACCAUGAAGGACUCGAGCCCCGAGACCGUGCUGCCAGCCGACUACGGCAGGCUAGACUAUCUCAACUCUCUCGACACACAAGACCAAGCCGCCACCACUACUACACCGAGAACCAAGAUGGCCGGCCCUGGCCAGCGAAAGCCGAGCCACCCAAAGCGGCGAGAUACGGGGCAGGUCUCGGGCGGUGCGGAAUCCUCGGCGCCUAGUAGAAUAGAGAGUAAGGGCAAGUCUCGGCAGGGCGGCCGUGGCGCCAUGGCCGUUGCCAAGUCCGGGCCGGCUUCGUCAAAGCAUACGGGAACUGGUGGAAGCUUUCUAGGCAUCUCGCUGGAUGUUCGUUCUCGAGGGCGGCAUGGUCGACGCAGCGAGGCCCGGGGCAAGGACGGGGAGGAGAACGGUGACGAGGGCCGGGCCGUGCACAAGAAGCCUCGCACCAAGUAG